GAUUCCAUAAAUAUAUAAAAAUAUAUAUAUUAUAAAUAUACGAAACGAGACGUUUACUUCGAUAUUACAUCGAUCUAUUUUCGUGUGUAUCGAAAUUCCUAACUUUUGAAAAUCCCUGAGUCUCGGAUUUAACGAUUUUAAGAUUGGCAAAUAUAUCAGCUAGAUAUGCUUUUUAAAGUUUCAAGGGUGGAUAUAUUCGAAUAUAUUAUUCGUGACGAUGGGCGGGGUCACGAUUCAUUUUAAAUUUAAAAUUAAUCGAGAAACGCGGAUGAUUCCGCGUAAACUUAAAUGGAUAAAUUCGUAUGAAAAUUGAUGGAGAAGUAAUAAUGUUAACGGAUCGAUCCUGUAAAGUGAUUGUCAUGGUUUUUACUUUAUAAAAGAAUACGAAAUUCGUUAUAUUUGCAAUUUUUAUCAAAAGAAUACAAAGGUAAUAUUCUCCCUUUACUUCCUACACUAUAUCUUGGCUUGGUUGAAACGUUUCAUAAAAUCCAUGUGGCAUGACUACGUCACAAUCUGAUUACAUUUUUGCAGAGCGUGCUUUUAUUACUCGCAAAGAAGGGAACUGUUAGGAAAGAAUGUUUAUCGUGAAAUAACAAAAAGUUCGAUGUACUCAUCGCUUUUAAAAACCCAUUUCUUUUUUCAUCAAAUUUUUAUCGUGACAUACGUUCGAAAUAUUUCUUUGUGGUCACUUUUCCGUAACGCGCCAAAAAUAAUUCGGAUCGAUUUUGAUUGACGAACGAUCGAUAAUGAGAUCGAUCUUCCUCGUUGAUUCUAAUCCUUUGAAUCGAAUUGCUAAUUGCUAAUUAUGAUAUGUAAAGUAUAAAAAAAAAAAAGAAAGAAAAAAAAGAUCGAAGGGAAAGGAUCGACGCAAGGAUAGUAGAGAAAGAAGACUGGUGGGGUUGAACCUCGUGGAUUGGCUGCGCGAUACACGAUUUGUUGCCGAGGGGAUGCGCCAGAGGGUAUGUCCCCAGGUAUAUAUACUCUUGCUCCUGAGGCACGAGCGCUCGAUUCGAUUUCAACUCUUGAAUAUUUCGAAAGGAUACGCACAGGAAUCUUUUCUCAUCACGACAGAUUGAUAUCUCGACUGGAAAAUUUCGAAAUUUAUUUUUUCCAACAAAUAUCCGAUGACUUUUAAAACGAUGCAACCGUAUUCCAAUACCAUCUACUUGUAUCUUGUCCUCUUUAUUUUUGGAAUUAUGAUUGUUCAUGGUGAACCGGAACCGAUGGCCAGACCAACACGGCCAGAAAUAUUUACAAGUCCGGAAGAAUUAAGAAGAUACAUCGAUCAUGUCAGUGAUUAUUAUUUACUUAGUGGAAAGGCAAGAUAUGGAAAAAGAGGAAAUGUUCUAUACUCUGUACCAGAUGUUAAUUAUCCUUGGGAUACGAUGAAAACAGUGAUGGAGAAUUCUCAACGAUCGCAGCAAUUAAAGUUGGAGAAAGAGAAACAAAAAGAUAGUCAACUUUUGGGUGAGCACGAAACCUAUGGCGCUAAAAAGGAAACAUCACGAAUCGAUACUCGACCCUGUCACGUGUUAGACUCAAUUGAAAGAUACUAUGAUGAUGUGCAAUAAAAUAAUUUGCAUAUCUUGCCUUGUCUAUAACAUAUGCAUCUCGUUGUUGUUUGAUUCUUCGUCACAUGUUCCAUUUUAAUUGCUUAUCAAUUUUAAUACUUUUCUUUGUAAAAAAGUUUACUUGAAUUUUCAAUUGAAAAUAAAGAGUGCCUCUUCGAAUUGAAACAAGAAUAAAAAAUGACAGCUAGUCAGUUAAGCUUUUCGUUAAAAUUUAUACAAACAACAAGAGAUUUUAAAUUUAAAUAAAUAAUAUUUCACUUGAUACAA
This is a messenger RNA of Apis cerana (Asiatic honeybee), 1838 nucleotides long. RefSeq names its product neuropeptide F (gene NPF). Gene Ontology annotation, molecular function: hormone activity. NCBI's taxonomy places the organism in Eukaryota, Metazoa, Arthropoda, Insecta, Hymenoptera, Apidae. Gene Ontology annotation, cellular component: extracellular region. The record is from RefSeq and is a predicted model, not a curated record.